Molecule: messenger RNA, 1068 nt
Organism: Helianthus annuus (common sunflower)
Lineage: Eukaryota; Viridiplantae; Streptophyta; Magnoliopsida; Asterales; Asteraceae
Product: RNA-binding protein 33-like
Exons: 1
Coding region: 1-1068 (355 amino acids)
Source: RefSeq, a predicted model, not a curated record
AUGGUGAAGAUUGUGCUAAAGAAGAAGACAACCAAAGAAACCAAGAAACCACCAACACCACCACAUGAACCAACACCACCACAAUCACCAAUCCAAUCACCACCCCGACAACCUACACCACCACAACAAUCCUCACCACCUAAACAACCAACACCACUAAGACAACCAUCACCUAUUCAUCAUUCACCACUACAUCAUUCACCACCACCACAACAAACCCUUCUUACUUCGCAAGAAAUUUUUCAAACACCUCCACUCACCCAAGGUCAACUAACACCUGGUUCUGCGGGGUACCGAAACUUUCCAAAUGUUCCUUCAAAUUUGAAUGUGAGCCUUGAUGAUGAUGGAGAUUUUGAUUUCGCAAACACCUCACAAGUAAAGAAUGUUGAAAAGAAGGUUGAUGAAGUGAUUGCUGAGAACAAGAAAGUUAUAGAUCAUGAAAGAAUUCUAGAAAUGUGUGUGAAGAGGUUGGAGAAUGAUAACAAAGAGUUGGUGAAAAAUAUUGAUUCUGAUCAGUCAGAGAUAGACAUCUUGAAAGUAAGAAUUGCUGAGCUUGAAGAAGAAAAGGCUCGACGAGAUGAGCAAAAUGAAUACUUCAAGUUGAAGAACAAAGAAUUAGAAGCAGCUAAAGCGUUCAGAGAUCAUGAGUUCUAUAUGCUGAAUAAAGUUGUUGAAAGCAUGCUCGGAACGUCUGUAGAACAAAAGUUUGAAGAGCUGCAAGUUGAAGAGCUCAGAGCGCAACGUCAAGCCGAGAUAGAUGAACAAAUGAAAGAAAAGGGUAAUGGAGUUGAAGGAAGUUCUGCAGUGACAGAAAGAUCGAUUGUUCCUUCCAUGGUCGUUGAAAAUCCCGAUCCUAUCUCUGCUGUUUCUGGUCUUUUUGAGGAUUAUACUCCUCUUGAUGAGUUGAUUGGUAAUAGUGAUGAAGAUGAUGAUGAGGAGGAUGAAGAGGAAGAUGAAAAAGAUGAGAAAGUCUAUUCUGCGAGCAGUCAUGGUUCUGGUAAAGACGAUGAUGACGAUGAUGCUCAGGGUGGUACAGGGUUGAAGGUUACUGAGGCUUCUACUGAAUAG